Messenger RNA from Erinaceus europaeus (western European hedgehog), 2216 nucleotides. It is a transcript of the gene RBM7, whose product is annotated as RNA binding motif protein 7. Gene Ontology annotation, cellular component: nucleus. The record is from RefSeq and is a predicted model, not a curated record. Gene Ontology annotation, biological process: regulation of alternative mRNA splicing, via spliceosome. The transcript has 5 exons. NCBI's taxonomy places the organism in Eukaryota, Metazoa, Chordata, Mammalia, Eulipotyphla, Erinaceidae. Gene Ontology annotation, molecular function: single-stranded RNA binding. The coding region runs from base 170 to 970 and encodes 266 amino acids.
CCGGCCACGCACGUUGACGUCGGCCGCCGGGCGAGCGAGAGUGACGUCUGCGUCAGUGACGCCAGGGCAGCGCGAGCAUGUAGGAGUCAUCUGCGCGUGCGCGGUGUAUUCGCAGCGACGACGACCCCCCCCCCCCCGGCGGCCUUUCUAGGAAGCGGGCCACGCCGAAAUGGGGGCGGCGGCCGCCGAGGCAGAUCGCACCCUGUUUGUGGGCAACCUGGAAACCAAAGUCACAGAGGAGUUGCUUUUCGAGCUUUUCCAUCAGGCUGGGCCGGUAAUAAAAGUGAAAAUUCCAAAAGAUAAGGAUGGUAAACUCAAGCAGUUUGCAUUCGUGAGUUUCAAACAUGAAGUCUCCGUUCCUUACGCAAUGAAUCUACUUAAUGGGAUCAAACUUUUUGGAAGGCCAAUCAAAAUUCAGUUUAGAUCGGGAAGCAGCCAUGCAUCUCAGGAUGCCAAUUUGUCAUAUCCCCAGUAUCAUGUCGGAAAUUCAAGCCCUACCUCCACCUCUCCUAGCAGGUUUGAAAGGCCUAUGGAUAACAUGACUGCAUCAGCACAGAUAAUUCAGAGAUCUUUCUCAUCGCCAGAAAAUUUUCAGAGACAAGCAGUGAUGAACAAUGUUUUGAGACAGAUGUCAUAUGGUGGCAUGUAUGGUUCUCCACUUCUGGACCAGUCCGGAUUUUCUCCAUCUAUUCAGUCACAUAAUCAUUCCUUUAACCAGUCCUCAAGCUCCCGUUGGCGCCAAGAUACACCAUCAACACUGCGGAAAGCCAGACAGAACUCUUACCCCUACACAGUUGAUAAACAUUAUGGUCGUGAUCAGCAUCACACUGACCAUGGUUCCGACCAUCAUUAUAGAGGAAACAGAGAUGAUUUUUUUUAUGAAGAUAGGAAUCAUGACAGCAGGAGUCAUGACUAUGAUAACAGAUGGGACAGUAACAGAGAUGGGAAAUGGCACUCCUCUCGACACUAGCCUGGUAAAAGGACAUUUCUUAUAGGGUCAUCUAGACCCUUCUGCCUAAGGUGGUCUGAAAGCAUUUUGUUGAAAAUUAUACAGAGCAGCUUUAAAAGUUGCCAUGUUUCUAUCUAAAGUCUGUAAAGUACAGAAAUGAGAAAAUUGUGGUCGCAGUUUUACUACAUUAAUAACCUCUCACCUCAGGGUUUCAUGCAGAGUUAAAAGUGCCACCGGCCCUCAUCAUUUUGAACACUUUAAGAAGGCGGGUAGUGUAAGGGGGGAUCCCCGUAAAUGACUGCUGAAUGUAAAGCAGAUAUUUUAAUCCUUUGUUAACAUUUUGUAUUGCAAGGAGUUUCCUGUUAGAUUUUGGUAUGUAUAGUAAGAACAUUUGAUAGUCUGCAAUGAGCUAGUAUUUUGCUAAAAGUGAGAGAAUGCAAUUUUUAAUCAUUUUACUAACAUUUGAGGAAGUGUAGGGGUGAAAGUUGGGGAUAAAUUGUAAUUGUUACACAUGGAGAAUUUAGAUGUAAGUUCUAUGACCAUCUCUUUCGAGUCUUAACCUAAUUGAAGAGACAAAGUGAAAUGUGCCACAAGCUAAAGUUUGCUAUCUAAAUCAUGUCUAACAUGGCUGAAGUCACCCAGGAAGUCAAAUACCGCUAAAUACAGUGCUCACAUGAUUACCUUUUUGAGUAGAAAUAACAACAAAAAAUCAAAGUUAACAGCUAAAUGUUUUACUAAAAACAUACUUUUUCUUUUCCUGAAAGGAGAUUCUUGAAGCCUUAAGUGCUGCCUCUCACUCAGAUAUUUUCAGUGUCUGGUGCUUGUGUACUGGGACACCUUUCACUAUGGUGACUGUACAGGUUGCUUUUUUUUUUUUUUUUUUGAAACUUUGAAAAACUUUUCCGACUGAAAUACUUAAAAAUCACAUUUAGUAAAACGUUUCUUUCUAGAGCUUGUUUAUCAAAACUCUUUUCUUGAAAAAUUUGAGUCUUUUCCACAAUAUUUGUACUAUAUUGUUUUUUUUAAUAUAUUGAGAAUAUGGAAAGGAGAGAGUGUGUCCUUUUUUUACAUCAGCAAUUUCAUAUAUAUGACAGUUAACAGCAUUCUUAAAAAUUCAGUGGUUGUCUUGUGUUAAUCGAAGUUCUGUAAGUCAGUAAUAUAUCCUAAAAUAUACCUUUUGUACAUAUCAACCUUAAUGCUGUAGAUUCUGCUUCUUUGUGACUCGCGAGCUGUGGUUCUGAGCAAUAUACCAUUUAUUUUUCCUGUU